GAUAUUGCGAUCUCUGCAUAUAUGCGGCUAUUUCUGUUGUGCGAGUAUGCGAGUGAACAUGCUGAUUUUAUCUGAACAGCAAAUUCGUUUUCUGUAGGAUUUAGUGCCAGUAUAUUGACAAACAUUUGUUUUUCGACUUACAUCAACUUUGCUUUAGGUAAGUAAUGAAUUCUUGAUGUUUACACGUUUAGAACGAUAUAAAUGUGUAGAACGGCUUGGUGUUCAAAGCAUCUGCGGGUAGUUAAAAGUGAUCUUUACACAACCUUUUCUUUCUUCACAUAAUACAUUCGAAAUAAGAACUAUAAUAUGAUUUUAAUAAAUGUAACAAUCAUAGACAACUAACCUCAAUUAGUUAACUAACCUCAAAUGAUCAAAACAGUUAUUUUAAUAUUAGCUGCGAGCUACUGCGAAUAUGUUGUCUGUGUCAAACGUAUGCAGUUCAAUAAUUAAAUGUUGUCAAUACUUGCAUUGUUGUAAUACAGAAAUGCCUCUGUAUUUUAUUUUUACAUACAGAGUAUAUGUUACAGAUAAUGGACGACCAAAAAUAUAUGGUGUGUGAGUUUCCAAAUGAAGAAAAUAGUAUAGCUAUUGGAUAUUUGGAAUGGUUGGAAGAUAAAUUUACUGAAUUAGAUGAUAUAAUUAAACACGAAACGCUAGUGAAAGUUCGAUGGCCAAAAGACUGCGAUAUAGGCCCAACAACAGCAAUGAAAAAAAAAUUAACCAAUUGUCAGUGGGAGGUGGUUGUAACAAAAUUAUGUGCACAUGGAGAAUGGGUCAAAAUGUGCGAAAUUAGAGAUAACUUGGAAAAGUAUGGUAUUAUUGAACUUGAUAAACAUGAUAGGAAACAGUUCACAAGAAAACAAACAACAGAUAUUGACAAAUCAAAAGUAAAAGAAACAAAAAAAAGCGCAGUAUCAAAACAAAAGGUAUAUAACAUUUAUUUUACAUAAUUAAAUAUGAAUGAUUUUAAAAAAUGUUAUGCUAAAAAUUAAUUUAUUAUAUUUAUUUAAUUUAACCAAUGUUUUUCUAUUUAUA
Messenger RNA from Solenopsis invicta (red fire ant), 1035 nucleotides. RefSeq lists its product as uncharacterized. NCBI's taxonomy places the organism in Eukaryota, Metazoa, Arthropoda, Insecta, Hymenoptera, Formicidae. Bases 519 to 950 code for a protein of 143 amino acids. The transcript is spliced from 2 exons. The record is from RefSeq and is a predicted model, not a curated record.